Messenger RNA from Salvia miltiorrhiza (redroot sage), 1254 nucleotides. RefSeq names its product rac-like GTP-binding protein 5. The transcript has 8 exons. The record is from RefSeq and is a predicted model, not a curated record. Bases 381 to 977 code for a protein of 198 amino acids. Gene Ontology annotation, biological process: regulation of actin cytoskeleton organization; regulation of cell shape; establishment or maintenance of cell polarity. Lineage: Eukaryota; Viridiplantae; Streptophyta; Magnoliopsida; Lamiales; Lamiaceae. Gene Ontology annotation, molecular function: GTPase activity; protein kinase binding; GTP binding. Gene Ontology annotation, cellular component: cell cortex; cytoplasmic vesicle; nucleus.
ACUUGAAAAGCAAGCUAAAUUUCCGAAAAAAGAAAAAAAGUUUUUUGUGUGUUGGCAAAUGAUAGGAUGACCUCAAGUAGCACCUGGAGUUAUAUGCUAUGCUAUAGCUGUCUCGUAGCUGGCUCCCUCACAUUACUAUUUUAAAAACUCCAUCCUCGCUUGCACUCUCUCUCUCUCUCUCUCUGCGCGGAAAUCAUCACCUCUCUCUCACACCUGCUAUGCUAAUGUGCUUUCUCUCUCUAGUUCGUCUUUAAGCAGUUCAUCGGGUGCUAACCGGUGCUGCAGAGGAUUGCUAGUUGGAGUUGCGUACUUGGGGGGAUUGAAGAAAUUCAAGUUGAGAUAAUUGUUCGCCGGUUUGGGGGGGACUUGCCGCCGGCGAGAUGAGCGCGUCUAGAUUUAUUAAGUGCGUGACCGUGGGCGACGGAGCUGUGGGUAAAACUUGCUUGCUCAUCUCUUACACUAGCAAUACUUUUCCAACUGAUUAUGUCCCAACUGUUUUUGAUAAUUUCAGUGCCAAUGUCGUAGUGGACGGUAGCACUGUUAAUCUAGGAUUGUGGGAUACUGCAGGCCAAGAGGAUUACAAUAGAUUGAGACCAUUGAGCUACCGUGGGGCUGAUGUCUUUAUUCUCGCCUUCUCUCUUAUUAGCAAGGCUAGUUACGAGAAUGUCUCCAAGAAGUGGAUUCCUGAAUUGAGGCAUUAUGCUCCUGGAGUUCCAAUAAUCCUUGUGGGGACAAAGCUUGAUCUUCGAGAGGAUAAGCAGUUCUUCGUGGACCACCCUGGAGCAGUUCCCAUCACGACAGCACAGGGAGAGGACUUGAAGAAAUCGAUUGGAGCUGCUGCUUACAUUGAAUGCAGUGCUAAGACACAACAGAAUGUGAAGGCUGUCUUUGAUGCAGCAAUUAAGGUGGUUCUGCAGCCACCCAAGCAAAAGAAGAAAAAGAAGAGAAAGGGCCAAAAAGCAUGCAGCAUAUUAUAAUUGGUUCGCUUGUGGUUGCUCUUGUUGUUUUAAAAGUGUACUACUCUACUCCUACUCCCCCCUUAAAGCUGCAAUGACCUGACUGACUAUAUUAGGGAGAUAUGUUAAAGCAUCAACUAAGUCGAUUUCACAUUCUUAGCUAUAGUUUUCACAAUGUAUGUUUGUGAUUGAGAUGUGUGGUAAUAUGAAAAAUUCCUCCAUUUAGGACCUAGAUUGAACUAUUUGUGCAUACCUUCCAAUUCUUCUACUCAAAGACAGAGUAUAUUUCUUCAUCUAA